AUGUCUGGCUUUCGUGUACUUGACUUGGUCAAGCCCUUUUCAGUGUUCGUUCCUGAGGUCAUAGCCCCAGAAAGGAAGGCUACUUUCCAACAAAGAGUGAUGUGGACAGGUAUCACUUUGCUUAUUUUCCUUGUCAUGAGUGAAAUUCCACUUUACGGUAUUGCUUCCAGUGAUGGCCUGGACCCUUUGUUCUGGUUGAGAAUGAUGUUGGCUUCCAACAGAGGUACCUUGAUGGAGUUGGGUAUUUCGCCCAUUGUCUCUGCUGGUAUGGUGUUCCAGUUGUUGCAAGGUACUAAGUUGAUCGCUGUUGAUAUGUCGAACAAGCAAGACAGAGAACAGUUCCAAACUGCCCAAAAGCUCUUUGCCAUCUUGUUGUCCGUCGGUCAAGCCACCGUGUAUGUCUUGACUGGUAUGUACGGCCCACCACUGAACUUGGGUGUCGGUGUGUGUCUUUUAUUGAUUUUGCAGUUGGUCUUUGCCGGAAUCAUCGUGAUCUUGUUGGAUGAGUUAUUGCAAAAGGGAUACGGUUUAGGUUCUGGUAUCUCCUUAUUCACUGCUACCAACGUCUGUGAACAGGUUUUCUGGAAGGCAUUCGCCCCAACCACCUCGAACACCGGUAAGGGUAAGGAAUUCGAAGGUGCUGUUGUUGCGCUCUUCCACUUGUUAGGAUCUAGAAAGGAUAAGAAGAGAGCUGUCUUGGAAGCCUUUUACAGACAAAAUUUGCCAAACAUGUUACAAUUAGUUUCCACCAUUGGUGUUUUCUUUUUGGUUGUCUACUUGCAAGGAUUCAGAAUUGAAUUGCCAAUCAAGUCUACUAGACAAAGAGGUCCAUACGGUUCCUACCCAAUUAGAUUGUUCUACACCUCCAAUAUCCCAAUUAUGUUGCAAAGUGCAUUGUCGUCAAAUAUCUUUAUCAUCAGUCAAAUGUUGUUUGUAAGAUGGCCAAAGAACUUUUUCGUGAAGGUUUUGGGUCAAUGGGGUGCCAGACCUGGUGGAUCUCAAUUAUACGCCGAGUCUGGAAUCGCAUACUACUUGCAACCUCCUUUAUCUAUUACCGAGAUCUUCUUGGAUCCAAUCAAGACUGUGAUUUACAUUUCAUUCGUCUUGGGUUCAUGUGCAUUGUUCCUGACUACCUGGAUUGAAAUUGCUGGAACCUCUCCACGUGACAUCGCCAAGCAAUUCAAGGACCAAGGUUUAGUUAUUGCAGGACACAGAGAUACUUCAGCUUAUAGAGAAUUGAAGAAAAUCAUUCCAACUGCUGCCGCUUUUGGUGGUGCCACCAUUGGUGCAUUAUCCGUUGCCUGUGACUUAAUGGGUACCUUAGGAUCUGGUACCUCCAUUUUAUUAUGUGUCACCACUAUCUACGGUUACUAUGAGUUAGCUUUAAAGGAAGGUGGAUUUAACAAGAAUGGUUUAGUGAGUGGAUUCACUGACGGCAUCUAA
Messenger RNA from Dujonia railenensis, 1443 nucleotides. Lineage: Eukaryota; Fungi; Ascomycota; Pichiomycetes; Serinales; Debaryomycetaceae. The record is from the annotation of a GenBank genome assembly.